Molecule: messenger RNA, 900 nt
Organism: Saxophila tyrrhenica
Lineage: Eukaryota; Fungi; Ascomycota; Dothideomycetes; Mycosphaerellales; Extremaceae
Exons: 4
Coding region: 1-900 (299 amino acids)
Molecular function (GO): oxidoreductase activity
Source: RefSeq, a predicted model, not a curated record
AUGUCGAACCUUAUCAAUGACCUUUUCUCCGUCAAAGGACUUGUCGCAGUCAUCACUGGGGGAGGCUCUGGCUUAGGGCUAUACGCUGCAAAGGCUCUGGCCGCCAAUGGAGCCGCUGCAGUCUACAUCGUCGGUCGACGAGAAGCCACUCUCAAGGAAGCCGCUUCGAACCACAACAACAUCAUCCCGAUCGUGGGAGACGUGACAGACAAGGCGUCGUUACAAGCAGUCGCGGAGCGGGUGCGAAAGGAGCAGGGCUACGUCAACUUCCUCUUUGCCAAUGCCGGAGUGUCGGGACCCAAAGCCCGUGAUUACCUCCCAACGUUGGCGAAGGGAGGAAAGCCCACGAUCGAGGAGUUGCAGAAAGGCAUGUGGGAGCCAGAAAUGGACUUCUUUUCACAGACCUAUCACGUCAACAGUAGCGCCGUCUACUACACAGCCGUUGCUUUUCUGGAUCUUCUAGAUGCUGGGAACAAGAAGAAGAAUGUACCGCAGGAGUCACAGAUUGUUGUUACCUCGUCAGUCGCAGGCUUCAGUCGCCACCUUGCCUCGAGCUUCGCCUACAGCACAUCGAAAGCCGCUGCCAACCACAUGGUGAAGAUGCUCUCGACCUUCUUCGCCCAACAAGGACAUCACAUCAGAUGCAACUUGAUCGCUCCAGGCUUAUACCCGAGCGAGAUGACGCAAGGCACUGUCUCUUCUCUUGAGACAGUCGAAAGUGACAUGUUUAAGGGAGCGCAUAAGAUGGCCCCGGAGAACUGUCCGGCGGGUCGGACAGGAUCUGAGCAGGAUAUGGCGGGUGCUGUCCUGUUCUUGGCAAGCCCGGCAGGUGCGUAUCUGAAUGGGGAGACGAUGGUGAGCGAUGGAGGUAGAAUGAGCCAGCUGCCGGCGACUUACUGA